CUUUAACCAGACUUUACGAGACAGACAGCCAUUCAAUACACAAGGAGAAACUAUAUUGAAAUAUCAACAUUUUAAAUUGAUUUAAGACCUUGGAACUUCGAUCAGACACCAUGUCGACAGUCAGUGCCCUGCCUUUCCUGAAAUCUAGUCUCCAAAUGCGCCCUCCCAUGGGCUCCCACUCCCAUAGGCGCGGGCGUCGCCACACACUCCCGGCCAGCGAGUUCCGUUGCCUCAGCCCGGAGGACGCAAUCAGCGUGUUUGAGAUCGAGAGAGAGGGUAAGAACUUUUAACUUAUUUAAAUGUAUAACUUGUUUUUACGCCAAUACUGGUCGUUUUUCUAUACAACUUUGUACCUAGACGUUAAAAGGUAUUGUGAUGGUUUGUGAAAAAAAUAUGCUGUCAUUCAUUGGAUUUAAUGAGGUGCUUUACGUUUAAAGUUAACUUUUACGUUUUUUAAUAGACUAGGCUAAUAUACAUUUUGGGAAUAAAUCUUUGGAUACCAACCAAAUUCAUGACAAAAAAAACAGUCAGUCAGUCAUGAUGGGAUUCAUGUCACCAAGUAUGUAGUUGGAAGUAAGCAAACUGAGAUUAGACUAAGCAACUACAAUUGUACUUGGUCAUGGACUUGUGUUGUCGGUCUGCCCUCCUCAGCCUUCAUCUCUGUGUCUGGAGAGUGUCCACUCCACUUGGAUGAGGUGUGUCACUUCCUGAUGCUGUGCCCUGAGCUGUCUCUGGGCUGGUUUGAGGAGGGACGCCUAGUUGCCUUCAUCAUAGGAUCACUGUGGGACCAGGAGAAACUAGCCAUGGUAAGCCCCAAGUCAAAACCUGUUGAAUAAGUGGGACAUUGUCUUUAUUAUAAUGAAUGACUUUUGGUAGCCUACCCAAUGAAUCAAAAGUCAAGCUUUGAGGAUAUACUUCAAUGUGGUAUUUUAUCAUUGGAUAAGUAAAAACAUUUUUUUAGCACAGGGACUUCAAGGUUUUUAUGUAAAACACCUCAAAAUCAGAGAACGCAACAACCUUACCUCCACAUAAACAAGCCAUCAUGAAAAAAUCUCCAUGACAAUGAUAAAUAGUUAGUCGGGUGAUAGCACUCAUGCACUCCUUCCCUCCCUCCUUUUUCAGGACGCUCUCACCCUCCACAAGCCCCAUGGCUCCACGGUCCACCUCCAUGUGCUGGCUGUCCACCGCACCUUCCGGCAGCAAGGCAAGGGCUCCAUCCUGAUGUGGCGCUACCUGCAGUACCUGCGCCGCCUGCCCUAUGUGCGCCGCACCGUGCUCAUGUGCGAAGACUUCCUGGUCCCGUUCUACCAGAAGUCGGGCUUUAAAGUGCAGGGCCCCAGCGACAUCACCGUGGGGCCACUGGCCUUCAUUGAGAUGAUGUACCCUGUCCGGGGCCAUGCAUACAUGCGCCGCAACAGUGGUGUUUGA
Messenger RNA from Coregonus sp. 'balchen', 1428 nucleotides. NCBI's taxonomy places the organism in Eukaryota, Metazoa, Chordata, Actinopteri, Salmoniformes, Salmonidae. The record is from the annotation of a GenBank genome assembly.